This is a messenger RNA of Chironomus riparius, 1859 nucleotides long. Lineage: Eukaryota; Metazoa; Arthropoda; Insecta; Diptera; Chironomidae. The record is from the annotation of a GenBank genome assembly.
CCAGACGCGUCUACCGUAAAAUGUUACAAAUGUUUUUCAAAAUGUUGCUAUUAAUUUGUAGUGGCACUUCCAUAAACAUCACAACAACAUGUAAUAAUUGUGAAUUAACAAAUGCUAUUGUGAAUAUAAUUACCGACAUUUGUGGAAGUAGUGAUAAAAUUACCUCAAGUAUCAUAUUUGAGACAAAUUGCUUGAAUAAUUUCACCUUCAUGGAUACAGUUAAUAGCAUUGUACACGAAAGUUCGCAGAGUCAAAAUGUCUCACUUCAAAUUGAGAUGGAAAAUUUACGAAACAGUUCAGCUGUUUAUAACUAUAAAAAAUGCAACAUCAUUAUGAUAAGUAUUUGUAGUAGUUUUAUGGCAAUUUAUGAUGCAAUAUUGAAUGCUAGGAACGUUUUAAUGCACCACGAUCAUCCACUAGUCAUCGUUCUUUUGGACUAUCAUGAAAGUCAUAAAAUAGAAGAAAUUUUCAACAUUUUAUGGCAUGCAAACGUGUAUAAUGUGAAUGUCUUACAAAAUGACAUGACUGUUGUUACAUACUUUCCAUUUCAACGGCAUUACUGCAGUGACACAACUCCAGUGACUAUCAAUCGAUUUUUUAAUGGACAUUUUAUGAAUUCUACAUUAGACUUUUUUCCCAACAAGUUUAAAGAUCUCCAGAACUGUCCAAUUAAUAUUGCAACCGCAAAUGAUGCACAGCCAUACAUAUUUGUGAAACAAGUAGCUAAUGGAAGUUACAGCGUUCAUGGAAGAGACAUGACGCUCCUUAAAACAAUUGCGGGUGCAUUAAAUUUUCAAAUUCAUUUCACUUAUAUUGGAAAGGAAGGAGUGCUCUAUGAGAACGGAACAGCUUCAGGUGCUCUAGAAACACUCCUUAAUGGCUCAACUGACCUAGCGAUCGCUGACCUGUGGCUGAAAGCAAAUCGUUUAAAGUUCAUUGAUGCAACAUCCUCAUACAUAGUCCAAACAAUCGCAUUUGUCAUUCCACCGGGCGCAAAUUUCAAUUCAUUUGAAAAGUACGGAAAGCCAUUGGACAAUUACACAUGGAUUUUAUUAUUGACCACAAUAGCUAUAGCAUUUAUCAUCAUCUAUAAAGUCAAGAAAAUGUCACAAUAUGCACAACACUUUAUGUUUGGAAAAGGUGUCAGUGACCCGUACUUGAAUGUAUUAACUGCCGUUGUCGGUGGCUCACAGCCAGUCUUGCCUGGGAAGAAUUUUUCAAGAUAUCUCCUCAUGAUGUUCCUUUUGUUCUGUUUAGUAAUGAGAACAAUUUAUCAAGGUUCACUUUAUCGCUUUUUGCAAAAAACAAUACGUCAUAAGGAAGCACAAUCGAUAAACGAGAUGAUAGAACGUGACUACAAGUUCUAUAUUGUGCCAUCAAUUCUUGACUUGGUUGAAGGUCAACCCAGGAUUUAUGAGAGACGAGUCUUAAUGGAUUUGGAAAAACGAAAUCUUCUUUACAAUAAGUCAUUUGAUCCAUCAUUCAAAGGAGUAUUUCUACGCUCGCUGACUGGCGUUCUUUAUUCCAACCAAAAAAAUUACAACACAUCCGUCUUUAUGAUCUGUAAAGAGAAAUUCUUGACUCUUCCGGUUGUUAUUUACGUUCGUAAAGGAUUUUACUUACUUGAACAAUUAAAUGAAAAAAUUGAGCAACUUCAAGCAGCCGGUCUGAUUGAAUAUUGGCAUUCAGAGAUAUUUGAUGAAAGAUAUUUGAAUAUCAAAGAGUCGGAUGAACCGAAACCAAUAAAAAUUGAACAUCUUACCGGUGGAUUCAUAAUACUUUUUAUUGGAUGCUUGAUUGCUGCUUGUGCUUUUAUUUGUGAAAUUAUUCGUAAAAAAUUAUUUACGUCUACUUUGUAA